Molecule: messenger RNA, 378 nt
Organism: Linum trigynum
Lineage: Eukaryota; Viridiplantae; Streptophyta; Magnoliopsida; Malpighiales; Linaceae
Source: the annotation of a GenBank genome assembly
AUGACGAUUGAAGGUAUUCAAGCAAGAGAAUUGGUCUCUAUGUGGAACCAAUAUGUGGAGAGGUUUUGCCACGAUCGCAUCGACUCCAUGAGGUUGCCAACUACUGAUUUGGAGAGCAUUACUUCUCCACCAAUCGUUGUCGCCGCUGCCGAGCUAAUUGUAGCUCCGAUUUCACCACCGUCCGCCAACGUCCUCAUCGCAUCAACGAAGGCCGCAGCUGAAGAGCUAACCCUAGCUUCUUUCCCACUGUCGAUAAUGCUAGAAGUUUCACCACCAAUUCCCCCAUUGCAUACAAAUGAUAAGGUUUCUUCCGACAAGUCGUUGCCGUUUGUUGUGGGCUCCGUGACCCAUCGAUCAUCGCCAACGGAUCGUCCAUGA